UACCAUGUACCCUUACCAAAACUAACCAAAGAUAUGUACAGAGUGUUCGUGAAUAAAUACCAAAUUAAAGACAACCAGGAACAAAUUGAUCCCUACGACAUACUUAAAAUGGCUGCCAACUUGCAAGAAGUGAGAUUAAAAGAAGAUAUCAUGUUUGGAGAUGUGAUCAUUUUUGACUUAGAAUGGUCAUCUGUACGUUUCUUGUCAAAACUGACGCCAACUUUUCUUGUGACAAUGUUAACUUUGUAUAAAAAAAUAUAUUCGCUUCGAGUGAAGGGUGUCUAUGUCGUUAAUACUAUCCCUUACGCCAGCACGUUACUAGCCAUCGGCAAGACUUUGUUGAAGCCUAAAUUAUUCCAAAGGAUUCAUUUUUGCAAAGACACGAGUAUUUUGAGGGAACACUUUCCCUUAGAAAUGUUACCAAAGAAUUACGGUGGCACCGAAAAGUCAGUCGAGGAAUUGCAUGAAUUAUGUCGGCUGAAGUUUCAAGAAUAUCAAGACCGUUUCGAUCUCUUGGAUAAAUUGAGAGUGAAUGAAAGCUUAAGACCAGCCAGACUUCAAAAUGAAAACGACGAAUUUUUGGGUUAUUAUGGAAAUUUUAGAAAGUUAGAGAUUGAUUAACGUUUAUUUUACACUUUAUCGAAAUAUUGUUUUCCCUGCUUAUUAUUAUAAUAAAGGUCGAUCCGACACAAAAAUUAUAAUACUCACCCUGUAUAGCUAAUCUGAGAGUUGCAAAACCAUUUACUGCUACGAUUGCCCUUGAUUUACACAUUACAUUUACAUAGU
Zophobas morio is the source of this 786-nucleotide messenger RNA. Its product is annotated as alpha-tocopherol transfer protein-like. The transcript has 4 exons. Bases 34 to 621 code for a protein of 195 amino acids. The record is from RefSeq and is a predicted model, not a curated record. Gene Ontology annotation, cellular component: membrane. Gene Ontology annotation, molecular function: phosphatidylinositol bisphosphate binding. NCBI's taxonomy places the organism in Eukaryota, Metazoa, Arthropoda, Insecta, Coleoptera, Tenebrionidae.